GCUCGUCGUUGCUUACGCCGGCUUGGUGUCGCCCCAUGAGUGGUGCAAACAAGCUUCGGCUUGCAGAUUCAGCUUGCCCGUCACCCAAUGUGGCGCCGGCCAGCAGACGCCCAGCCGCUUUAUCACCAUGCACGGUGCGCCAAUUGCACAGCCAAACAUCAAAUCGGCGGCAUUUGCUACCCAAGCGGCGGAGGUUACUGUGCGGCCUGCCUAGUAGAAGUAGGGUAGGCUGGGCAAACUUGGAUAAGAGAGAGGCCGGAGCCUGCGUCUCGCUCGCUCUUGCCAUGCAACUCGCUCGCUCUUGCCAUGCAACUCGCUCUUGCCAUGCAACUCGCCUUUCUCUCCAUCGGACCGACUGUACUGACUCUUCGACCGCACCUUCCCCCCUCUCAACUUACCCCUAGCUACCACCUUGGAUCAUGAGCGAGAGCAAAACCAUGAGCGCGGGCUAUGCCGCGGUCGAGCCUGCCCCCGACGCCCACGAGGGAUUCGACGAGGUCAAGUACGCUCGCCGCGAUAAGCGCAUCAAGGUGCUGCGUAUAAUCCAGAGCAUGCUGUCGGCACUUCUCUCGAUCGUCAUCGCCGUCUUCCAGGGCCGGGUGUACUGGACGUACCAAAACACUAAAAACACGCCUGGAGCCUGGCCGGUCGUCCCCGAUGUGGUCCCCACGAUCCUGCUCUUCAGUGUCGCCAUUGCGGCCCUCGUCUUCGACGGUUGCAUGAUUGUCGCAUACCUGCAGCCGAGCAGCAAGUUCGCGCCGUGGGCCGUCCGGAUCGGCAGCGCAGCCCACCAUGUCGUCGCCUCAGCCAAGGCGGUCAGCUACGGCCUCUCGGCCGUCAUCAGCAAGACGAGCUUCGACUUUGGUAACGCGUCGGGCCAGAACGCCGAUUUGUGGAGCUAUACCUGCACCGACCAGGCCGCUGGCGUCACGAUGAUCCAGGCAGAGUCUAACUGCAACUCGCAGUAUGCGUCUUGGGCAUUCGCGCUCGUCCAGCUCGCCCUCGAGCUCCUUGGCGGGGUUAUCGCCAUUUUGACCCACCAGCAGUCGAAAAAUCUAAGCACUCAGACCAUGGACGAGAGAUUCACCGCCUAUAGCGAGGGCGUAAACCGGAGGCUCGGAGAAGCCACACCGCAGUUUACUCCCGCAGUUUGAUUGGCCUUUCUGUCACGCCGGUUGGCAGUUGGGGACAGAUUCUCCUUGCCGUUAUUUUGUGUAGUUGGCCUAUAUCAUAGUGAUCUGUUGUAGUGGAAUAAUGUUGCACAAUAAAGUCUCCCUUCUUCGAUG
Molecule: messenger RNA, 1286 nt
Organism: Lasiosphaeria miniovina
Lineage: Eukaryota; Fungi; Ascomycota; Sordariomycetes; Sordariales; Lasiosphaeriaceae
Exons: 2
Coding region: 420-1154 (244 amino acids)
Source: RefSeq, a predicted model, not a curated record